Catharus ustulatus (Swainson's thrush) is the source of this 2321-nucleotide messenger RNA. It is a transcript of the gene PDLIM2, whose product is annotated as PDZ and LIM domain 2. Gene Ontology annotation, biological process: actin cytoskeleton organization; muscle structure development; heart development. The record is from RefSeq and is a predicted model, not a curated record. The transcript is spliced from 10 exons. Lineage: Eukaryota; Metazoa; Chordata; Aves; Passeriformes; Turdidae. Bases 941 to 1993 code for a protein of 350 amino acids. Gene Ontology annotation, cellular component: adherens junction; Z disc; stress fiber. Gene Ontology annotation, molecular function: actin binding; muscle alpha-actinin binding.
CCAGGGGAGGUGCAGGGAGUGGAGAAGGAGCGCAGGGAUGGAGGAGGGGAGCAGGAGAUGGAGAAGGGGAGCAUGAGAGAGAAGAGAGGUGCAGUGUCUGAAGAAGGGGUACAGUGACUAAAGAAGGGGUACAGUGACUAAAGAAGGGGUACAGGGUCCCGACAAGACGUGCAGAGCUGUUUGGGGGGUCUGGGGUGGAUGCCCAGCUGGCUGUGCGGGUCCCCGGGCUGGCAACCCUCGCUGCCCAGGGAUGCUGAGCGGGGCUGGGCAUGGGGAGGGGGUUUGGGGUUUGGGGUUUCCUCCCGGCGCUGCAAGCCCGGCCCAGGAAAUUCUUCCGGGCAGCCUCUCAAGCCCCUCUUUGUGCUCUUGGGAUUUUUAACAUUCCCGGCGGCUGCGGACGGGGUGCCCGGUGCCGGACGGGGUGCCCGGUUCCAGAUGGGCUGCUCAGCUCCCCCAGGCUGUGGCGGGAUGGACGGGAUGGGAUCUGGUGUAGAUUUAGGGGAUGCAGCUGCUGCAAAUUCCCACCCAUCCCAUCGGAGCCAAGAGCUCUGUGCCACCCCCGGGGGAUUCUCAGCGUCCUUUACCAGCGUGGCUUUGCUGUGGGAUGAAGGACUGGAGCUGCCGGGUGUCGGAUCCCGCUGUGCUCCUGGGAGCGACCUUGGCUGUCCCAGCUGCGGCACCGGGUGCCUGGGACCCCCUGGCCCCGGGGGAGGAAGCCGCCAGCCUUGGGGGACAAGAGGAAGCGGCGCUGGUUGGUGACACGCUGCCAGGACCUGGGUCCCCUCCCCGGAAGGAAAGCGCUGCCGGAGCCUUGGGGACCCUCGGGGUGCAGCGGGGACAGGGAGGCACUGGUUGGGUGGUCUGUGGGUAGGAGGAGGGGGAUCCCCUGUGCCCAGCAUCGCUGACACCUCGCUCCCGCCCGCCCAGAGCCGCCGCUGCCAUGCCGGUGACAGUGACAGUGACACUGCCCGGCCCGGCCCCGUGGGGCUUCCGCAUCUCCGGGGGAAGAGAUUUCGGGAAGCCCAUCGCUGUCUCCAAGGUGACAGAGCACGGCAAGGCGGCCACGGGUGACCUCCGGCCGGGGGAUGUCAUUGUCACCAUCAACGGGGAGAGCACGGCUGAGAUGCUCAACGUGGAGGCGCAGAACAAGAUCAAGCAGAGCCCCGGGCAGCUCCGGCUGGAGGUGGAGAGGUCCCCGGUGCCACCUCCCAGCCACACCAACGGGGACACCUCGCCAGAGAGGAUGGCCUCGCGUUUCCAGGACACGCUGCGGAUGCGGGGGGAGAGCCGAGGUGCCCUGAGGACCCUGGAGCCCGGGCUGGCACCCCUCGCCCACCCAGCUGGCAGCGCCAGCUCACAGCCCCUGGAGCAGGAGCUCACCUGUCCUGGCCUCCACCAGGAACGAGGUCGCCUGAGCCGCCAGAACAGCUCGCAGGGUCCCGUCCUGCCUCCACCCCCCUGCCCACCCCCAGCGGAGCUCGGAGCCCCCCAAACCCCCCGGGACCCCCUCGGGGAGCGGCGCCUCUCCUGCCCCUCCCCCAGCACCUUCCCCAGCCAGGGCUCGGAGCCGGCCAUGAAGCGCUUGGAGGAGGAUUCGGAGGUUUACAAGAUGCUCCAGGAGAACCGGGAGCUGCGGGCGGCCCCGCGGCAAUCCAGCACCUUCCGCCUGCUCCAGGAGGCUCUGGAGGAUGAGGAAGGAGGAACCCCCUUCCCCAGCCGGCUCUCGGCCGCUGCCCGCAAACCCGUGGCCGGGGUGCAGAAGCUGCACGUGUGUGAGAAGUGCGGGAGCAGCAUCGCGACACAGGCGGUGCGGAUCCAGGACGGUCGCUACCGCCACCCCUCCUGCUACAGCUGCGCCGACUGCGGGCUCAGCCUGAAGAUGCGCGGCCACUUCUGGGUUGGGGACGAGCUGUUCUGCGAGAAACACGCCCGGCUGCGCUACCAGGGACCCCCGGGCGGGCCCGUCCCCCGCCCCGUGUCCCCCCGCUCCUGAGCCCCAGGAUUGGGGACACCGCCAGCACCCCCCGUGUCCCCAGGGCUGUCCCACCCCGCUGCUGGGGGUGGGUGGGAUUUUGGGGGCGAUGCCAUGGCCAUUUUCACCCCUUUGUGAAGUUCUCACCUCUUUGUGGGUGUGUGUGUGAUGAGCUGGGUGAGUUCUCAGCCUUGGGGACACCGAGGGGACAAUGAGGGGGGAUGGGGGAGGGGUCGCUUGAGCACUUGGGGACCGGAGAGGGGGGUGGCACCGCUUGUGCACCGACUGCAAAGCGCUUCUCCGAGGGAUUCCACCAGAUUCUCUAUAAAUAUAAUAUAUAUUUGCUCCA